This is a messenger RNA of Mollisia scopiformis, 1478 nucleotides long. RefSeq names its product translation initiation factor Eif4e. Gene Ontology annotation, molecular function: translation initiation factor activity; RNA 7-methylguanosine cap binding. The transcript has 3 exons. Gene Ontology annotation, biological process: translational initiation. The record is from RefSeq and is a predicted model, not a curated record. Bases 246 to 1010 code for a protein of 254 amino acids. Gene Ontology annotation, cellular component: cytoplasm; eukaryotic translation initiation factor 4F complex. NCBI's taxonomy places the organism in Eukaryota, Fungi, Ascomycota, Leotiomycetes, Helotiales, Mollisiaceae.
CCUCAAAUACCAAAACAACCAACAAUCGCCAAACGACUACUUGCCUGGUGCAAUAGUCGCGUAUCUCUCAUAUUUCUGACAGAUACGAUUCUGAUUUUCCAUUCACUUCAAUCCGGCUCUGACGAAAGGAUUCGGGAGGCACGAGCUCUAUUUAAGAGCACAUCGACACGAUUUGGCCUUCAACUUCCUACACCUUCCACCGUCCUUGACGAUUCUAGUCCGAUACCCCACACCUAAUCACAAUCAUGGCAGCCGCAGUAGAUUCACAGGUCGAUCUCUCUACAAUCCCCAUCUCGCCGGAAGGCACGAAUGGCCAGGACGAGAACAAGAACCCCAAUGGUGAUUCCGACGAGCAGAUUACUGUCUUCCAUGACAAGGAUAACUUCAAUGUUAAGCAUCCGCUCAUGAACAAGUGGACCCUAUGGUUCACCAAGCCACCGUCUGGAAAGGGCGACAACUGGAAUGAUCUGUUGAAGGAGGUUAUUACUUUCAACUCUGUCGAGGAAUUCUGGGGUGUCUACAACAACAUUGCUCCUGUCUCUGAACUCGCCCUCAAGUCCGAUUACCACCUCUUCAAGCAAGGCGUCCGACCAGAGUGGGAGGAUCCCCAAAACAAGCACGGCGGAAAGUGGUCCUACCAAUUCAAGGAGAAGCGCAAUGUCCCUAUCGACGACCUCUGGCUCCACGUCAUGCUAUCAGCCAUCGGCGAGACUCUCGAGGAGGAGGAAGACGGAGAACUCAUGGGCGUCGUCGUUAAUGUCCGAAAAGGCUUCUACCGUAUCGGUGUCUGGACCCGAACCAUCGGCAAGAGCAUCCCAGGAGGCGGCGAGGCCGAUGUUGCAGGGGGCAAGGGUCGCUCGUUGGAGAAGGGCAAGGAGAUCUUGAUGAACAUCGGUCGCAAGUUCAAGGAUGUGCUGAAGAUUCCCGCUUCGGAGCAAGUCGAGUUCUCGGGCCACACGGAGAGUGCGCAUAGUGGUAGCACGCGUGCGAAGGCCAAGUACACGGUCUAGAUGCUUUCCUUGCUUUUCGUUCGGUUGUUCAUUAGGCAUUGCGAUGAUAUUUCAUGGGGCGGGUCAAAGCAUGGUCUUAUGCAUUGUAGGCUCGUCUUGGCUAUGGCUCUGGUUUCCUGCUUGAGAGAGCGAGAAAAACUUUAUGGCGUUAUGAUCGUGCGGUGGUUGUGCUGGGAAAGGAAGUGUCUAUAGAUGGAUGGAGGGAGAAAGAAAAUAAAAGUCAAUGAAUACCCAGUGAUGAAAUGUCUAUGUCUUCAUGUGUUUCUCUCUCUCGAUAUAUUUGUAUUUGUGGUCGAGUGGUAGAUGCGGUUCUUUUUUCUUGUCUAAUCAUAUAUACAAGUCUAUAGCGUGUUAUACACUCUACCUCUAUCCCCUAUCCUACAAAUCCUUCUCAUCCCCACUCAUCUCAUCCCCACUCAUCUCAUCCCUAAACAACUUCCUCACCAAAACCUUCUUAUUAACCUUCCC